Anoplopoma fimbria (sablefish) is the source of this 2248-nucleotide messenger RNA. It is a transcript of the gene tmem144b, whose product is annotated as transmembrane protein 144b. NCBI's taxonomy places the organism in Eukaryota, Metazoa, Chordata, Actinopteri, Perciformes, Anoplopomatidae. The transcript has 12 exons. Gene Ontology annotation, biological process: carbohydrate transmembrane transport. The record is from RefSeq and is a predicted model, not a curated record. Gene Ontology annotation, cellular component: membrane. The coding region runs from base 188 to 1381 and encodes 397 amino acids. Gene Ontology annotation, molecular function: carbohydrate transmembrane transporter activity.
UUCAACUGCAGCCUGUAAUUUCAUUUACACUGUGAGAUGAGGCGAACAAGACCUUAUUUCCACCUGCUCCCUGUUGUUAGACUGAGUGAUUGGAUUAUUGGCAGCACCUGCCUGAGUGUCACUCCUCACCACUGCAGACACACGUGGCCUCUAGCUACAUCAUAGAAAACAAAUAUUCAUUUUUAACAUGCGUGAAGCAAAAUACCCACCACUGUUUUUAUUUGUUACCACAUUAUUGAUGGUGAGCUGUCAUAGCACUGAACAUACUGCUGAACAAGGUACAAAAUGUGGCGAAAAUGCUGGAGCUGGCGACUUGGAAAGAUUUGAGUUAACCUUAAACUCAACCAAUAGGACUCAUUUGGCUUAUGGAAUUGCUGCCAAUGUGGUUGCUGCGCUGUUGUAUGGAAGCAAUUUUGUUCCUCUUAAAAGAAUAGAGACAGGCGAUGGUAUGUUCUUUCAGUGGGUAUUCUGUGCAGCGAUUUGGAUUGUAUCUAUGAUUGCAGACUUGAUACUUCAGUCGCCCAAAUUCUAUCCUUUUGCGAUGCUUGGAGGAGCCAUCUGGGCUACAGGAAAUAUAACAGCUGUUCCAAUUGUUAAAUCAAUUGGCCUCAGUCUUGGGAGUGUUAUUUGGGGCUCUUCAAGUAUGUUGAUGGGCUGGGCCAGUUCAAGGUUUGGCUGGUUUGGGAAUGUUCAGGAUGUUUCCAGGCCAGUAUUAAAUUACUGUGGAGCUGGGUUGUGUCUCCUCAGUGGCCUGAUCUUUUUCCUUGUGAAAACGGACGUGGAACUGCAUCCAAACUCUGAAUUGAUUCCAUUACUUCUAGACAGAAGAUCAAAUUCAUGCAGCUAUGGUCCUAGCUCCUCAGAGUUCUGGGUAGAUGUCAGCGGACCAAAGACCAGGCGGUUCAUAGGCUGCCUGCUCGCUGUUGUCUCGGGCCUGCUGUAUGGGUCCUCCUUUGCACCCAUCCUUUACAUUAAGAGCCUUUCAUCAUGCCGUGACAGCGUGUUCCAUGGAGCCAGUGACUAUGACCUGGACUAUGUUUAUGCCCAGUGCUCCGGCAUUUUUGUCGCAAGCACAGUGUACUUUGCCAUCUAUUGUGUGGCCAUGAAUAACAGGCCCAGGGUCUACUCCCGAGUCGUCCUACCAGGUCUAUUGUCUGGAAUGAUGUGGGCAUUGGCCACAUACAGCUGGUUCCUGGCCAAUAACUACCUGAGUGCAGUCAUUACUUUUCCUAUUGUCAGCGCAGGAUACGGUCUGGUUGCAGCACUGUGGGGAACGUUGGUGUUCAGAGAGGUUAAGGGGUUGGGCAACUGCUUGAUCUUCACCUUGGCCUGCUGUGUCGUGCUGAUCGGCUCCUUAUUGACCGUCCUCUCAAAGCUUUAAUUAUGCAGAAAACUGUUGAGAAAAAACAUGUUGUGAUUGUUCUAUUUUCAUUAUACAUAUUGACUCAGAAAACAAUGUCCUUGUUUUUAUAAAACUUUGAAGCAUCAUUAGAAUAAGCCAAAAUGCUUGGUGUUAGUUGAAAAAAAUGAUGUUGAACCAGUGAGGUUUGUAUACUGAGCUAACAUUUGGUGGCAGUGUCUUACAGGAAUGAACCUCAGGCUUUCUGGUUGGUUCAAAGAGGAAGUUUGCUGUUGAACUUUGUAUUUGUUGUUGAAAAUAAGUUUGUCACCUUUUUGUAAUUUGUUUAGCUGCUUCUCACAAAAUUUGCACACCAGUUUUACCACAUCGCUCACUUUUAAUGUUUGGUUUAAGAGGGACUGUCUUACUAAGAUGCUGCACAUUUCAAUUUUUCACUGACAUGGUGGUUGUUUGUGUGUCACUGUUUUGCUUUUCAGACUGUAUUACUAAAUGAGUCCGUUUUUGUCUGCUCCAACAAGAAUUUUAUAUAACAUUGCUUCAUAUAGCAAUCUGGCAAACGGCAUUUGUAUUUCUGUCAACACUCUGGUGGUUUUCCCUCAGCUCAUGGCCUCACUCCUGUCUCCUCCCAUACAGCUCAGUUUGAGUGCAAUGUUGUGACAUGAAAGCAGUGUGCUCUUUAUUGAUUUUUCGAUGGCACAUAUGGGAGAACAUCGAUGAUAGCCCAGAGUUGAAAGCAGUAUCCUCUCUGAAUAAAUAUAUGGGGCUAAUUAAAUCACGAAGGAGGUGGCAGGGUGUGUUACUGAGGUUAUAUGUUACACAAGUAAUCAAUGAAAAGUAAAAACAUAUUACAGAUAUAAUGAAUGUUUGGUUAUUAAACCGAUGCUUGAU